Messenger RNA from Ascoidea rubescens DSM 1968, 2568 nucleotides. RefSeq lists its product as uncharacterized. The record is from RefSeq and is a predicted model, not a curated record. The transcript has a single exon. Gene Ontology annotation, cellular component: nucleus. The coding region runs from base 1 to 2568 and encodes 855 amino acids. Lineage: Eukaryota; Fungi; Ascomycota; Saccharomycetes; Ascoideales; Ascoideaceae.
AUGAACUCUCAAAUAACUCAAUCUCCAGUCAAUUUAACUGAUCACUCAGUAAAUCCAUCAACAAUCUCUUUAACUAAUACAAACAAUCCGGCUGCUGUUAAAACUUCAAAAAAUUAUAAUGAGGGCAUUGCUUCAAACGAACAAUCUCAUUUUCAAGAUCCAAUUCCUCACAAUCAUACUCAUGCUCAUAAUCUAAAUUUACACCAAAAUAGUCUUAAUUUGAACUUGAGUCAAAAUCAUGGUCAUAAUCAUAGCCAAAAUACUAUGAUUACUAACACAAUCAUCAACAAUAAUCCCAAUAAUAAUUACUUGACUCCUGUUUCCACUCCAAAUAAUCCAAAUAAAGAUAUUCAAAAUUUCCAACCUCAAAAUCAAUCUCAACAACCCCAGUAUCCAAGACAAUUACCAACUCCAUCAAUUUCCGAAGAUGGUCCAAUGCAAAGUGUUUUUCAAAAAAACAACAUUGGUUCAAUUUCUUCAAAUAAUUCUCAAUCUAAAUAUUACAUUUAUGAUACUCAACAAUCUUUAGUUGAUAGAAAGGAUUCCCAAAAUUCUUUAAUUGGUCCUAACCAUUAUGGUUCAAUUUCCUUAGCUUCUGAUCACUCAGGUUUUAAUGCUAAUUACUCAAAUGAGUCAAAAAUCAUUCCAUCAGUUGGAGAAAUGAUUAAUGACAAUAGUAUUAAUAAUAAUAGUAUUAUUAACAGUAAUAUUAACACCAAUAUUAAUAGCAAUAUUAAUAAUCUUCAUAAUAUUACCAACAUUAACAAUAUUAACAAUAAUUUUAAUAACAAUUUUAGACAUAGAGCUAAUACUAUGGUAUCAGCUAUUGGUUUGGGAACUGAUCACCAUACUCACCAUCAAAAUAUUUCCAAUUGGCAAAUUCCAAAUCAGAACCAGAAUCAAAAUCAAAUUUCGCCCAAUAGAUGGUCACCAAAUCAACAAACACAACAAAACCAACAAUUUGGUACUGAAAUAAACAGAAAUAUAUAUGAUAAUGGUAAUGGUUAUCAUACUGCUGCCACAACCGCAACCACUACUAAUGUUAAUAACAAUAGUAAUAAUUAUAAUAACAAUCAUGAUUCAAGACUAUUAAGAAAUAGUUUCCCCAAUCCAAUGAUGGUUCCAAGCAAUGUACCACCAAUUCCGGAGAUUGUUCCAAAAUUAGUUAGAACUUCUACCAUUCAUAAAGUUAAAUAUGGGUCAUCAGAUAGCGCUCAACAAUAUCCUAAAGUUCAAAUUCAAAUCCAGGGAGAUUUAACAUCACUUGAAAAAGAUUGGACAGAAGCUGAACGUAAAGUUAAAAGAAGACUCGUGAAAUUUAAUUGGAGAUUAGAUGGAGUUCAAUUAACAGUUGGAUUUGAGCCAAUUUCUAAUGAUAAUUAUGAGCCAAGCACACCAGUGAUUUCAUGUUUAUAUUGGGAAGAAAAUAAGAAAUAUUAUGUCACAUCAGUUGACUGUAUUUCACUUCUAGAACAUUUUGUCAGCACCAAAUUUGCAGUGGAAGAGAAAAAUCGAAUCAGAAGAAAUUUACAAGGGUUAAAGCCAUUAACAAUUCAAAGAGCAACUCCAUCAUAUUCCGAAUUUUUUAUGCAAAUUAUGGAAUAUCCAGCACCAAGACCCAGAAACAUUGAAAAGGAUAUUAAAGUGUUUUUAUGGUCGUCAUUACCAGAAGCAUUAAGCAAAGUUUUAAACAAGUAUUCCUGUGAUUUUACAGAGAGUUCAGUUGUAGCACCUGCAUCAUAUUAUCAACUUUCACCAUAUCCUCCUCAAUAUUAUUCACAAUUUGUCAUGACAUCUGGAGAAGGCAAUGUGAUGCAUCCAGCUCACCAUCAACAACAACAUCAGCAACAGCAACAGCAGCAACAACAACAACAACAACAACAACAACAACAAAGAAUAGCACAGAUUGUUAAUCAACAACAACAACAACAACAACAACAACAACAACAACAACAACAACAACAACAGCAGCAGCAGCAGCAACAGCAGUUGCAGCAGAACUAUAUUGCAAAUACCAACUCAAAUCCAAACACAACUGCAGCUGCAAAUGAAAAUGAAAAUACCAGUGUCAAUGUCAAUAUGAAUUUAAAUUCUGCUCCACAGCUUCAUGGAAUUUCUCAUGAGAAUUCUAAUGCGAUAAAUGAAAUUUCUAACUCAAAUUCCAGUCCAACCAAAAACAAAGAAAUUAAUGUGCCAACAUCAGCUCGUUACCCACGUCAAAUACGUAAAAACUCUGUUCAAAAUCACAAAAUUCAAAAAGUUCAGCAAAUUCAAAAAAUUAACACCAACAAUAGAGCUCAAAGUGCAAACAAAAAUUCAAUUUUAAAACAUUUCAGUAACAACACUAAUAGUAACCAAAUACCACAAGCAUAUCAAUAUGCCAACCAUCAUCCAGCACCAACACAACAAGUAAACAAUCAAGUUUAUCAAAAUAUGAAUAACAAUACUAUUGUUAAAACCAAUCCAAUUAGUCCCAACAUUCAAGUUGAUCAAUGGGCAUCUAAUUUAACAGACAUCAAAGCUGAAAUCAAGUCUCCAGCAGCCGAAAGAGGCGUCCAUAGAUUUUAG